UCAUUGCACGCUUCCCUGGUCCUGCCGGAAAUGGAAUCACAUACCGGUGGCAGCGGGGUUUUCCCGGGCGGAAGUGAAGGGGCAGCCGGCCGUUCGGUCCCUCAAAUACCAAAUCCAGCCCUGGAGACACUUUCCAAAGCAGCACCUCCGGAAUUAAUUCCGUAUCGUUGCGAGGAUGGCUUCUUCCGGUGUAACAGCACCAUCCAGUGCAUCGAACAACGCCAGAAUUGCGACGGCGAAGCGGAUUGUGACGAUGGAUCCGACGAAAGGGACUGCGAUGACCGCGUAGGUGAUUCAUUUUGGGAUCACUUUUUCCGGAAACGUCCUGGCGCUUUGAAUGAUCAUCUGCCGUUCACGGCAUGUGCUUGGAGUGACUUCAACAGCUCGUGCAAAUGUCGAGCGACGGAAGUGCUGUGCGAUUACAAAGGACUUACCACCCUGCCGACGUCGCUGCCGAUGGGGAACGUUACCCUGCUGGAUCUCACCGGAAAUCGAUUUCCCGUAUUAAACAUGAACGUCUUUGAGCGGCUUCCUUCUUUGGAUACUCUAGUGCUGAAACAUUGUUCGAUUGAAAAAAUUGAACCUGCCCGAACGCUUAAUCACAUCUACGCUUUACACUUGGAUCAGAACAAAUUAAAAUCCCUUCCGGAUAUUUUCUUCCCAUCGGGAACUUGGCUGCGCAUUUUAAUAUUGAGUGGUAACCAAAUCACUAAAUUGAGUUUCGAAAACUUCCACAACCUGUACUACCUCAUUGAAUUAGAUUUAAGAGAUAACUUUAUCGAGGCAUUGGAUGAAUCAGUGUUUAAACAGCUCCACAGUUUGGAAAUUUUAUAUUUAAACCACAACCGGCUCACCGAGUUGGCGGUGGGAAUGUUUCCACGACUGAUGGCCCUGAAAACGCUGUCUCUGGCGCAGAACCGCAUCCACUCAAUCGUUCCGGGUGCUCUGGAUCUACCAUCGCUGGAGCAUCUGUACCUAUCGGAGAAUCGCCUGCCAUUCACAGCCAAUAACACCUACCGUAACUUACCGAAUUUACUAGGAUUAUUUUUAAACGACAACGAAAUAAACUAUUUUGAGCUAGGAUCAUUCACCGGAAUCAAUAAUCUCACCACCAUGAACUUAAAGGGAAAUAAAUUCACUCGGAUCGACCGACGGGUGCUGGAAAAUCUCACCAGUUUGAAUUACAUACAUUUUUCCGAGUUCCACCACUGCAAGGCGGCGCUUCAUGUGCGAGUUUGCGAACCCCGGGGUGACGGAAUCAGUAGCAAGAGCCACCUGUUGGAUAAUCCAGUGCUAAGAACCAGUGUUUGGGUGAUGGCCGCCGUUGGGAUCAGCGGCAACUUGCUGGUGCUAUUCGGGCGCUACGUGGUCCGGACCAGGAGCUCUCAGGCACACGCGGAGCAUUCGCUGUACCUGCGCCAUCUGGCCGCCAGCGAUCUGAUGAUGGGCAUCUACCUGGCAAUCAUUGCGACCGCGGAUAUUAUGUUUCGCGGUCAAUAUCUGCUGCACGAGGAAGAGUGGCGAACCAGUACCAUCUGUGCCUUCAGCGGUUUCCUGAGCACCCUGAGCUGUCAAUCAUCCACUUUGCUGUUGACCUUGGUCACCUGGGAUCGAUUGAUAUCGGUGACUAGGCCGUUGUAUCAACGGGCCAACAGCAAAACCCGUGUCAUCCUCCGGUUGGCCCUUCUGUGGGGCAUCGCGGUGGCUGCUGCGGCUGCUCCCUUCUCCUCGACCGAGUACUUCGGGCCGCACUUCUACGGCAGCAACGGCGUCUGCCUGUCCAUUCACAUCCACGAUCCGUACGCCAUGGGCUGGGAGUACUCGGCCGGGUUAUUUAUCUUGGUCAACACCUUCUCGUUGCUGUUCAUCGGGACGUCCUAUCUGCGGAUGCUGCAGGCCAUUCGCGUCAGCCGCAACGAAACACGCAACACGCUUCACUGCCGGGAGAAAAUCGUGGCCAGAAGGUUUGCCAUCAUCGUCGUUACCGAUUGUCUCUGCUGGAUGCCGGUGAUUGUCGUCAAAUUGGCAGCCCUGGGAGGGGUACGAAUUUCACCGUCCCUGUACGCGUGGCUCGCCGUCCUGGUACUUCCGGUCAAUUCGGCUCUCAAUCCAGUGCUCUACACACUGACGACGGCCCAGUUCAAGCAACAGCUAACGCGGUUCUUCUACUCGCUACCAUGUGGCGCUGUUCCCGAGAUGAAUGGAUACGAUUCUGGGAUUGAUUCGAGAAACAGUCUCGCUCAAUUUAAUUCCAGCAACGGUGGCAGCAAACGCUUGUUGCAGCGAAGGGACCGCCAAUCGACCAAUACCAAGGUGUACGAGUUCAAAUAGCGCCCGUCCGGGGAGGCCCACAGCCGGCGGCACACGGUGGCCCACAAUCCGCGCCGUCGGACUGCCUCGGGCAUUGCUGCGGCUGGCAAUCCGGAC
Molecule: messenger RNA, 2427 nt
Organism: Uranotaenia lowii
Lineage: Eukaryota; Metazoa; Arthropoda; Insecta; Diptera; Culicidae
Gene: Lgr4
Product: relaxin receptor 2
Exons: 19
Coding region: 31-2331 (766 amino acids)
Biological process (GO): G protein-coupled receptor signaling pathway
Cellular component (GO): membrane
Molecular function (GO): protein binding; G protein-coupled receptor activity
Source: RefSeq, a predicted model, not a curated record